Truncatella angustata is the source of this 348-nucleotide messenger RNA. RefSeq lists its product as uncharacterized. The record is from RefSeq and is a predicted model, not a curated record. Bases 1 to 348 code for a protein of 115 amino acids. Lineage: Eukaryota; Fungi; Ascomycota; Sordariomycetes; Amphisphaeriales; Sporocadaceae. The transcript has a single exon.
AUGGCUGAAGUGUUCGGUACCGCGGCCAGUGCUCUCGCCGUUAUCGAGUUAGCAGCAAAGAUCGUCAAGCUUUGUGCGCAGUACGGGAAAGACGUUUCGAACGCGAGAGACGAUAUCGGACGAAUCAAUAUGGAAGUGACGAAUCUGAACGCUGUAAUCGAGAGCGUCCGCCAACUUUUAGACGGCCCUCAAGGGACAAAGCUCCGCACGGCCGAGAAGCUCCAGUCUACGCUACAAGAUGGCCAGGCGCAGCUUCUGAAGCAUCUGCGUGAAGAUAUCAGAGCGGUUGACCAUACAACGAAGUUGUGUGCCUUCCCGACUGGGCCCUUUUUCAUCCACGCAUCGUGA